UUUAGAACCGAAAGCAAGUGGUGAGAAGGAAAGAGAAAGUUCAAAUGGAAUAAAGGCAAGGCUACCCUUGACAUUUUGUCUUUCCACAAAUUGAAAAUCAAAACAAAACAAAAGCAAAAGCUUCAAAUUUACACACAACUUUUCCUUCUUUCUUCCCAUUAUAAGAUCAAACCUUAUUUCCUCAUUAUACCUUUCCUCAACCUAAGCUUCUAAAACUCUCCUCUUCUCCAUAACUCCCUCAUUUCUCUCUCUCUCACUCUCCCCCAAUGACAAAUCCAAAUCCAAUCCAAAAACACACCCUUAAUAAUGCUAAACAAAACCAAAAAGAUCCAAAUAAAUUUCAUUACAAUUUUGUAUACAAAACCGCCAUAGUUCUCAUUUUCUUUGUUAUUCUUCCUCUUUUUCCUUCUCAAGCACCUGAAUUCAUCCACCAAAAUCUUCUCACAAGAAACUGGGAACUCCUUCACCUUCUUUUCGUUGGUAUCGCAAUCUCUUACGGACUAUUCAGUCGUAGAAACCAAGAAACAGAAAACAACAAUAACUCAAAAUUCGAUACUGCACAAUCGUUAGUUUCUCGAUUUCUACAAGUUUCGUCUUUUUUCGAAGAUGAAACUGAUCAAAUUCAAAACACAUCUCAUGAGUCUGAAGAAAUUACCAAAAUUCAAACAUGGAGUAAUCAACACUACAGAAACAAACCAAUGGUUGUUGUAACUCCUCCACAGGUACAAAAACAACAACACUCUGUUUUUGAAGAUGAAGAACAGAGUGGUUUCGACGAAAAAGAAAAACCCUUGCUUUUACCUGUUCGAAGUUUGAAAUCUCGUUUAUCUGAUGAUGAUGAUGUUUUUCAACUUCAAUCUAAUGAUGGGUCAUCUAAAAUAAUCUCCAAAAAUAUUUCAAGCAAAUCGUUUAACAGAGUUAGAAAUUUUGACGAAUUUGAGGGAAAAGUGGAAGAAAAGAUAAAAGAAAAAGAGAACGUUGUUCUUCCUUCUCCUAUUCCAUGGAGAUCGAGAUCAGCAUCAGCAAGGAUGAUGAUGGAAUCGAAACAAGAAGAUGUUGAUAAAAAAACGUUUCAUGAAAAAGCUUCAAAGUCUUCAAUGGAGGAAUCUCGUGGUUUGAAGUUUUCUUCUUCGAUGAAAUUCAUUCCUUCUGAAUCAGUUGCAAAGAAUUCAGAGGAUUUGACGAAGAAAAAGAGUUUUUGUUAUAAGUCUUGUUGUCCUCCUCCACCACCACCUCCACCACCAACAAUGUUUCAGAAAUCAAGGUAUGGUUUGUUUGAUAAGGAGAUGAAGAAAAAUUUGAAUGGUGAGAAAAAUGGAAGGAGUGAAUCUCUUAUAGGGAAUGGAGAAGAACGAAUGAAUGAAAAAGAAGAAGAAAAAUAUCAUAGUUCUUCAAUGCAAGAAGGAACAGUUUCAUUGAAAUUUGGAGGGGAAGAGAAAGAAAGGGUAAUUGUGGAAAGUGAAGAAGAAGAAGAAGAAGAAGAAGAAGAAGAAGGAAAAGAGAGUACGGAAAGUGAAGAAGCAAGUAUGGAGGAAAAUAUAAAAACAGAAGAAGGACCUGAUGUGGAUAAGAAAGCUGAUGAAUUCAUAGCCAAAUUUAGGGAACAAAUAAGGCUUCAAAGAAUUGAGUCUAUUAAGAGUAGUACACGACGAGUACCAAGAAAUUCUUCAACUUGAAGAUCCUUAUGUAUAACUAUAAACUAUUCAACUGUUAUUAUUAAUAUUUUUUCUUUUAUUUUUAAAAGAUUGUAAUUAGUAAUUGAAUUAUGUCGUAUUUCUCCUUGGUAAGGAAUAGACAUGGGUCGUGUUUGUAAUAAUAAUAGGGGAAAGCAGAUAAGUUAUUGAUUGAUUCAG
Molecule: messenger RNA, 1853 nt
Organism: Cicer arietinum (chickpea)
Lineage: Eukaryota; Viridiplantae; Streptophyta; Magnoliopsida; Fabales; Fabaceae
Source: RefSeq, a predicted model, not a curated record